This is a messenger RNA of Anarrhichthys ocellatus (wolf-eel), 2076 nucleotides long. Its product is annotated as integrin alpha-11-like. Gene Ontology annotation, cellular component: external side of plasma membrane; integrin complex. Gene Ontology annotation, molecular function: integrin binding. The annotation marks the transcript as partial. The record is from RefSeq and is a predicted model, not a curated record. Gene Ontology annotation, biological process: integrin-mediated signaling pathway; cell-matrix adhesion; cell adhesion mediated by integrin. Lineage: Eukaryota; Metazoa; Chordata; Actinopteri; Perciformes; Anarhichadidae. The transcript has 15 exons.
UCCAUCCCUCUGUCUUGUUUUGUGUAUUGUCUUACAGGAUGUGAGACGUUCAUGGACAUCGUGAUCGUUCUGGACGGUUCCAACUCCAUCUAUCCGUGGUACGAGGUCAGGGACUUCCUCAUCACCAUCCUGCAGAAGUUCUACAUCGGCCCAGGUCAGACGCAGGUGGGUGUGGUUCAGUACGGCUCCACGGUGGUCCAUGAGUUCGGUCUGGGUGAGUACCAGACAGUGGAGGAGGUGGUGGAGGCCGCCAGGGGCAUCGACCAGCGGGGCGGCGAGGAGACGAGGACGGCGCUGGGCAUCAACGUGGCGCGGUCGGAUGCGUUCAAGCGCGGCGGCCGACCCGGCGCUCAAAAGGUGAUGAUUGUGAUCACGGACGGAGAAUCUCACGAUAGUCCACAGCUGGUGCAGGCCGUCGCCGACAGCGAGAGAGACAAUGUCACCAUGUACGCCAUCGCUGUUCUGGGUUAUUACAACCGUCGAGGAAUCAACCCCGAAGCCUUUCUGAAGGAAAUCAAGUUCAUCGCCAGCGACCCGGAUGAGAAGCACUUCUUCAAUGUGUCGGACGAGUCGGCGCUGAAGGACAUCGCGGACGCGCUGGGAGAGAGGAUCUUCUCUCUGGAAGGAACCAGCAGUCAGGGUCGAGGGUUCGGUCUGCAGAUGGCUCAGGCUGGUUUCUCCUCACACUUAGUCAAAGACGGCAUUCUGCUCGGGGCGGUCGGCGCCUACGACUGGAACGGCGCCGUGCUGAAAGAGACGAAACACGGCAAAGUCGUUCCACCAAAAUCCUCGUACAAGGACGAGUUUCCAGAGGAGCUGAAGAACCACGGAGCUUAUCUUGGUUACUCGGUGGGUUCACUCAUUUCGUCUCGGGGCUCUCAGCUCUACGUGGCCGGAGCUCCGAGGUUCAACCACACCGGGAAGGUCAUCAUCUUCAGCCUGAAGAACACGGGGAACCUGACCAUCCUGCAGGCCCUGCUGGGGGAGCAGAUCGGCUCAUAUUUCGGCAGUGAGUUGUUGUCGAUAGACGUAGACGAUGACGGACAGUCGGACGUACUGGUGGUGGCAGCUCCCAUGUUCUACAGUCAAGGCUGGGAGAGAGGGAAGGUCUACAUCUACACGGUGACUCCACAGGUAUCGUUCAUGCUGCAGGGGGCGCUGGAGGUUUCUGACCGCUCUCAGAACUCCCGGCUGGGUUCGGCGUUGGCCCAGAUACCUGACAUGAACGGGGACGGCUUCAGGGAGCUUGUGAUGGGAGCGCCGCUGGAGGACGACCACCAGGGGGCGGUCUACAUCUUUUAUGGCAAGGACAAAACCAUCCAACACCAGUACAGACAGCGUCUCUCUGCAGCCGGGUUUUCUGCAGGUCUGCAGUAUUUCGGUCAAAGUCUUCACGGUGUUCUGGACGUCAAUGCAGACGGGCUGGUCGACCUCGCUGUGGGAGCACUGGGAGCGGCUGUCAUCAUCUGGUCUCGUGGUGUGGUGCGGAUUCAGGCCAAGCUCAUCUUUGAACCCGAGAAGGUCAACGUCUUUAACAAAGACUGUCGUCGAGGCGGGAAGGAGGUCACUUGCAUGUCUGUUAACGUCUGUCUGAGUCUGGACGCCAGGACAAAGACCAAGACAAAGACCAGGACGGAUGUUGGUGGGUGGGAUGCACAUGCUAACUAUUCAUAUGCCCAAACUAAGAUUACCAAACCGGGGCUAAGAGGGCCUCGGAUAUUUGAAAGUGCUCAAGCUGGACUUGAUGCCAUGCCCAGCUCCAACAGCAGUGUGCCUUUGAGCAAAGCGUUACCUCCCAGCUGCCCAGUAGCAGCUUGUGGUUGGAGCCCACAGCUUCCUGAAUGCAUGGAGAUCCAGAACUUGGGCAUCUUCUUGGUGCAGGACGUCCUGUUCAGAGCUGAUAUCUGGGCUGUGACCCGACGGGGGAACCAGCUGGUCAGCAUCACGGACUUCAGCAUCGAGCAGGUGGCCGGGUCUCACUGCAUGCUGCCUCAGCCCAGAACAACCGAUCAGGUGACAGCAGAGGACCUGUCUCACCUCUCUCAGCUGAACCUCAGUAACAGUGUGAGCCUGUCU